AUGACCCACAAGAGGCGCAUGGCUCUGGUCGCACAAGCCUUCCUCUGGACCGGCUCCCAGAUUCCCGUCUACCUCUUUGGCGCUGUCCCACCGUACAUCUACAGAGACAUAGGAGGCGUUGACCACUGGACGUGGUUCGUCCUGGCCAACCUACUCUCGCUCGCAGCUAUCUGCCCUUUCGUCGGAUCCUUGUCGGAUCUCUUCGGUCGGCGGUACGUGGCUCUUGCGGGAGCUGCGCUAAUCGUGAUUGGAAUGAUUAUUUGCUCGCUUGCUCCUCACAUGGAUGCCUUCAUCGCUGGCAUGAGUAUCGCCGGUGUCGGCGCCGGUAUUGAAGAAUUGACCGCUCUGGCCGCGACGGCUGAGCUUGCGCCAACUUCACAGCGUGGCAAAUACGUCGCCGUCCUCAUCUUCACCAUCCUGCCGUUCUGCCCUUCGGUCCUGUGGGGCCAGCUGAUUGCGUAUCACUCGUCGUGGCGGUACAUUGGUUUGCUUUGUGCGCUGUGGGCGUUUAUUGGGCUCGUACUUACUGCGAUCUUCUACUUCCCGCCACCACGUGUGAACUCGGAGGGUCUAACCCGGCGUGACGUUCUCAAGCGCAUCGACUAUGUCGGCGGGUUUCUUUCCAUCACCGGCAUGAUGCUGUUCAUGGUGGGCCUGCAAUAUGGUGGAUACCAGUAUCCCUGGACAUCCCGCUUCGUACUCGCUCCGCUCAUCAUUGGCUUCUUGACAAUCGUCGCGUUUGUCGUUUGGGAGGCUAAAUUCGCCGCAUACCCCAUGUUUCCGCGCGGUAUGAACCAGGCACCACGCACACUCAUCCUCACACUCGUCAUCACCUUCAUUUCCGGUGCCAACUUCUUUUCUAUUCUUAUGUUUUGGCCGACCCAGGCGUACAAUUCGUACGGCCACGACCCCAUUGGCGUCGGUUUGCGCGGUUUGCCCGUCGGGUUGAGCAUCUUGACCGGGGCGUGCGUGGUUCUGUGGCUGCUGUCCGUUUUCCGCGGCCACAACAAGCUUCUUAUGAUUAUUUCCUCGGUGCUCAUGACUGCGGGAUGUGGUGCCCUUGCCGUGGCCUGCGUGGAUAACCUUUACCAACUUUGGGGUAUCUUGGUCGUUGCCGGGUUGGGCAUUGGUGGCAUCGUCGUACCGGCUUCCAUAAUGACGACUAUAAUCACCCCUCCACAAUUUAUUGGCACCGUCGCAGCGCUCACCCUUAGCAUCCGUGUCAUCGGUGGAAGCAUCGGUUACACGACUUACUACAACGUCUUCCUGUCAAAAUUUAUUGGUGCGGCGACCACAAAUAUUGGCGGCGUCAUGUAUCAAGCUGGGCUCACCGACCCGACCCUGAUCGGCGAGGUCAUACAGCUCACGGGCGCCAGCCUGCUCGACGAGAUUGGACAGCUGCCUGGUAUUGCAGGGAAUGAGGCGCUGCACCAGACCAUCAUCUAUGCUGGACAAGUCGCUUUCGCAGAGGCGUACAAGUAUGUCUACUUGGUUAGUAUCGCAUUUGGCUCGGUGUCCAUCAUCGCGGCGCUGUUCCUGGGAGACAUUGGUAAUUACAUGGACGACAAGGUCGCUGUUAUUAUGUAA
This is a messenger RNA of Microdochium trichocladiopsis, 1587 nucleotides long. Its product is annotated as major facilitator superfamily domain-containing protein. The transcript has 6 exons. Lineage: Eukaryota; Fungi; Ascomycota; Sordariomycetes; Xylariales; Microdochiaceae. Gene Ontology annotation, biological process: transmembrane transport. Bases 1 to 1587 code for a protein of 528 amino acids. Gene Ontology annotation, molecular function: transmembrane transporter activity. The record is from RefSeq and is a predicted model, not a curated record.